Malania oleifera is the source of this 1460-nucleotide messenger RNA. RefSeq names its product caffeoylshikimate esterase-like. The transcript has 8 exons. Gene Ontology annotation, molecular function: lipase activity. The record is from RefSeq and is a predicted model, not a curated record. NCBI's taxonomy places the organism in Eukaryota, Viridiplantae, Streptophyta, Magnoliopsida, Santalales, Ximeniaceae. Gene Ontology annotation, cellular component: membrane. The coding region runs from base 1 to 1125 and encodes 374 amino acids.
AUGGCAGCGACGCUGAGCUUCUACGGCGGCGGCUCUGCCCGGUUCCGGAACCCUAAAAAUAAGAGGUUUUGCUGUUGUGGCUGCAAAAGAGUUUAUAUAUGGCAUGGGCUGCGCGUUUUGGGCCGGUCACUUUUUUUUUUUUGGGGGGGGGGGGGGGGUUUACAGGCAAGUCAAUCGAAGAGGAUCAAAUACAAAGAGGAAUUUAUAUUGAACUCUCGAGGAUCGGAGCUCUUCACCUGCAGUUGGCUGCCAGCCAAUGGAGAAACCAAGGCCUUGGUCUUUCUCUGCCACGGUUACGCCUUGGAGUCCAGCACCAUCAUGUUCGGCACAGGAUCUCGGCUCGCAAAGGCAGGAUACGCGGCCUACGGCAUCGACUACGAAGGCCACGGCAAAUCAGCAGGCCUCAACGGAUACAUCCCUUGUUUCGAUCACAUCGUCGACGACUGCUCCGAUCACUUCACCGAGAUUUCCGAGAGGAAAGAGAACAGAGGAAAGCAGAGGUUUCUGUUGGGGGAGUCCAUGGGAGGAGCAGUUAUUAUUCUAUUGGACAGAAAGAAGCCAGGCUAUUGGGACGGUGCCGUUAUGGUAGCUCCUAUGUGUAAGAUUGCAGAUGAGAUACAUCCAAAUCCACUAAUUAUAAACAUUUUGAUGAAACUUUCUAAGAUAUUUCCCACCUGGAAGCUCAUGCCUAUCAAAAACAUCAUCAAUAUUGCAUUCAGAGAACCUGAAAAACGAGAAGCGAUUCGAAAUAAUCCGUAUUGUUAUAAAGGAAGGAUCCGAUUGCAUACUGCCAAACUUCUUUUGCGAGUUAGCUUCGAUAUUCAGCAACGACUUUCCGAGGUGUCGUUGCCAUUUUUGGUGCUGCACGGAAGGCAGGACAAGGUGACGGACAUAUCGGCGAGCGAGGAGCUGUACGAGUCGGCGUUCAGCUGGGACAAGAACUUCAAGGUGUACCCCGGCAUGUGGCACUCCCUCACCUACGGCGAGUCCCUCGACAACAUCGACAUCGUCUUCGCCGACAUCCUCGAGUGGCUCGACGAACGCUCUCUCUCCCCCGCCUCCUCCCCCCUUGAGCAACAGCGCAAAAACCUCUACGACGACCACCACUCCUACAUCAAGCAAUGACCCGAGCACAGAAUUUGAUUCAUCUUCAUCUCUCGCUUCCCCUCCUGCUCCUCUUUCUUUUUAAAAUUCUAAAUCUAAAUGGUUGGUUUGUGAAAAUCGAACAAAUAGAGAAUCGAAGGUGGAUCAAUUGGUACUCCCUGUUCCCAUUUGCAACGGCUAUUUUCGAAGAAUCAUUUCUGUAAAAAAAGAAAAAUUGUUGUUGUUUGGACUUUUUGAAUUCUUUCAACCCUCUCGGUUUGUUUAUGUAAGGCUUUGUGUGGAGUGUUUAAAAUGGAAGAAAGUGAAAGAAAAAAUUGUUAGCACCUGGAUAAUGUAAUAAUUGGAAAGAAAGAAAA